This is a messenger RNA of Diceros bicornis minor, 2208 nucleotides long. RefSeq names its product ADAM metallopeptidase domain 2 (gene ADAM2). The coding region runs from base 1 to 2208 and encodes 735 amino acids. Gene Ontology annotation, biological process: cell adhesion; binding of sperm to zona pellucida; proteolysis. Gene Ontology annotation, molecular function: metalloendopeptidase activity. The record is from RefSeq and is a predicted model, not a curated record. Lineage: Eukaryota; Metazoa; Chordata; Mammalia; Perissodactyla; Rhinocerotidae. Gene Ontology annotation, cellular component: plasma membrane. The transcript has 20 exons.
AUGUUGUGCCUUCUGCUUCUGCUCAUCGGGUUUAUCGGGCUCCAGACAGACAAUAAUUCUGAAAGACUACGUGUGCAAAUUACCAUUCCGGAGAAAAUAGGGUCAACGUCAAAUGGAGGAGUUGAAUCACACGUGUCCUACCACGUUGUAAUUGAAGGGAAAACAUACACUGUGAACCUAAGGCAAAAACCUUUUUUACCUCAUAAUUUUAGAGUUUAUGGUUAUGAUGGUGCAGGAAGUAUGAAAGCUCUUGAACAACAAUUUCAGAAUUUUUGCUACUACCAAGGGUAUAUUGAAGGUUAUCCAAACUCAGUGGUGAUCGUUAGCACAUGUACUGGACUCAGGGGCAUACUGCAGUUUGAAAAUGUAAGUUAUGGAAUCGAGCCCUUGGAGCCUUCAAUUGGUUUUGAACAUGUGAUUUAUCAAGUAAAACAUAAGGAUGCAGGUGUUUCUUUAUAUGCUGAGAAGGACAUUGAGUCAAGAGAAGUGCCCUAUAAAAUACAAAGUAUAAAGCCACUUGCAGAAUUCUCUUGGUAUAUAGAAAUGCAUCUUGUAGUUGAAAAAAAAUUGUAUAAUCAUAUGGGUUCUGACACAACUGUUGUCAUUCAAAAAAUUUUCCAGUUGAUUGGACUGACCAAUGCUAUCUUCACUUCAUUUAAUAUUACAAUAAUUCUAUCUUCACUGGAGCUUUGGAUAGAUGAAAACAAAAUUUCAGUAACUGGAGAUGCUAAUGAAUUAUUACACAGAUUUUUAAAGUGGAAAAAAUCUUAUCUUGUUUUGCGUCCACAUGAUGUGGCAUUUUUACUUGUUUACAGAGAAAAAUCAAAUUAUGUUGGUGCAACCUUUCAAGGGAAGAUAUGUGAUAGACAAUAUGGAGGAGGUGUUGCUCUGCAUCCCAGAACCAUAAGUCUGGAAUCACUUGCAGUUAUUAUAGCUCAGCUACUGAGUAUCAGUAUGGGGAUAGCCUACGAUGACAUUAACAAAUGCCAGUGCUCAGGAGCUGUCUGCAUAAUGAACCCAGAAGCAAUUCAUUUCAGUGGUGUGAAGAUCUUUAGCAACUGCAGCCUGGAAGAUUUUGCACAUUUUAUUUCAAAGCCAAAGUCCCAAUGUCUUCAAAAUCAACCACGUUUAGAUCUAUCAUACAAAGUUGCGGAGUGUGGUAACAAACAAGUGGAACAAGGAGAAGAAUGUGACUGUGGGAGUGAAGAGGAGUGUGCUAUGGACCCACACUUAUGCUGUGAGGCUUCUACAUGUAGACUAUCACGUGGUUCAGACUGUGCUGAUGGACUAUGCUGUUCUCAGUGUAACUUUAUGGCAAAAGGAGAAGAAUGUAGGACUUCCUUUGGUGAAUGUGAUCUCACUGAAUAUUGCAAUGGAUCAUCUGCAUCAUGUCAAGAUGACCUUUAUGUUCAGAAUGGGCAUCCAUGUGGAGAGAAUCAAUGGAUCUGUCUGGAUGGAAAAUGUGUGAGUGGGACAAACCAAUGUGUGGAUAUACUUGGUGAAGGUGCAGAUUUUGGUCCUGAAGAGUGUUUUACUUACCUUAACUCUAAGGCUGAUCAAUCUGGGAACUGUGGUUCAGGUCCUUCAGGAUACACACAGUGUCAAUCUAAGGAUCUGCCAUGUGGAAAAUUAAUAUGUAAAUAUGAAAAUGAACUUAUAAUUAAUAUUCCAAAUGCCACUGCUAUUUAUAGCAAUAUAAAUGGGCACAUCUGUGUUGCAUUGGAGUUUCCACAUGAUUAUACAGAGAGCCCAAAGAUGUGGGUAAAAACUGGAACUGUUUGUGGUGAAAAUAAGGUUUGCAAGAAUAAGGAAUGUGUAGAUGCUGGAUACUUGAAUUAUGACUGUACUCCAGGAAAAUGCAGCAAUCACGGUACAUGCAAUAAUAAAAAGAACUGUCACUGUAACCCUACAUUUUUACCUCCAAAUUGUGAAAAUGUAGAUGAAUCAUGGCCUGGUGGGAGUGUUGACAGUGGCAAUUAUCCACCUGGACCAAGAGCUCUCAUACCCCCUUAUGAAAGGCGCUUUAUUGCGAAUGCUUACCAUCCCAAAGCUACAAGAUGGCCAUUUUUCUUACUCAUUCCUUUUUGCAUUGUUCUUUGUGUACUGAUUGUUGCACUGGUAAAAGUUUAUUUCCAAAGAAAAAAAUGGAGAACUGAGGAGUAUACAAGCGAUGAGCAACUUGAAAGUGAGAGUGAACCCAAAGAGUAG